This is a messenger RNA of Homo sapiens (human), 2041 nucleotides long. It is a transcript of the gene LGALS13, whose product is annotated as galectin 13. The record is from RefSeq and is a predicted model, not a curated record. Gene Ontology annotation, molecular function: carbohydrate binding. Gene Ontology annotation, biological process: positive regulation of programmed cell death. Gene Ontology annotation, cellular component: extracellular region; nuclear matrix; cytoplasm. Lineage: Eukaryota; Metazoa; Chordata; Mammalia; Primates; Hominidae. Bases 1394 to 1906 code for a protein of 170 amino acids. The transcript is spliced from 4 exons.
AGAAGACUGGACUCAAUUCUGAAGGUCGCCAAGAAGGAGAGAACAAUGUCUUCUUUACCCGUGAGUUGAAAAGGCACAGCCUUCAAAAAUUUCGUGUCACACAAACCAAGAAAGAAAUGGGAGAUUUUAUGAGAUGAAAAUAUGAGCAUUUUUGCUGUGAAUGCUUUACUUAGAGCUAUUGAGGUGUGGAAUAGAAACCCUGAGGCUAUGGUAUCUGAGAUGCUUGUGGGGAUUGCGGUGUGGACCCUGGACCAGUGUAACCUUCGGUGAGUGUGAGGUGGUGUCUGAUGAGCAUAAACUCUGCGGAGAUAAUGUGACUUUAAGUGGGAGGUGGAUUACCCACCAGGACGAGCAGGUGUGUGAAUGGAGAGUAAAGGGGUGAGUCGGCUUUGUUUCCUGUCUAUGAUGUGAGUAUGUGUGUGAGCACAGCCAGACCAGUGCAUGAGCAUCGUUAUGUGCACAGUGAGCAGGUGUGUGUGACGCAGUGAGUGGUGUGGCUCUGUGUGACUGUGAGUGUGUGUGCUGGGAUGUGACUGUAUGUUGAAGUGGGAUCAUGCAUGUGGCUUUCUUCACAUGUGAAUGUUUCUCCCCACACAGCAGCACCUCUGAUGUGAAUCCCAUGUGGCUUAACUGGUGGGGAUCUUGGGGAUUGUGAGUUACCAAGGACUUAUUUCAGAUCACUUGUGAGAGCAGAAUGUAUGAUCAGUAGAUGUCUCUUCCCAGUAAGAGUGGGGAAGAGGAAUGCAGACUAUGGGGGUGAUGGUUCCUCAGGUGGGGUCUGCACAGAGUGACCACUGUCUCUUGCCUCCCAGGCUCAGCUUGCCUGUCCCUAGCCCAUCCAGUUCUUCCCACUGUGUGACAGGAGGGUGUGCAGAUACUGGUUUGUUAGGGAAGGACAUUAGAGGCCGUGAUUUCAGAGACUGAAUCACACAAAAUAUCCACUGUAAGCUCUGUCUGAACUGAGACUAAACUUGUUCUACACCCAUGAAAGAACAAGUUAAGUCUCAGUUCAGAAGGAGCUUACAGUGGAUAUUAAUCAACCAAGCAGCUGGGUUCACUGGCUUAUGGCUAUAAUCCCACCAAUUUUGGAGGCAAAGAUGAGAGGAUAACGAGGCCAGAAGUUUGAGACCAGUCUGGGUAUCAGAGUGAGACCCUUUCUUUAAAAAACUUUAAAUAUUUGACUGGCAGAGAGGCAGGUACCUUUCUUCCCAGCUAUUCAAGAGGGAGCAGAUGUGUGAGAUUCACUGCAGCCCAGGAGUCUGAGGUUUCAGUGAACCAUGAUUGCAUCCCUGCAUGUCAGCCUGGGUGACAGAGCAAGAACCUAUCUCAAAAGUACAGAAAAAUCAUCUCAUCUACUUGUAGUCAUCAUAGAAAUCAAUCAUUCCCUCCAGUUAUGUCCCUGACCCACAAGCUUCAUUUGUGCAAGUACUGGGGCUGUGCUCUCAGUAGUGUGUGCCCCUUCUUGGAAGGAUGUCCAUGGCCCUUGAUGAUAGUGAUGCAUGUGCCAUACAAACUGCCUGUGUCUUUGUCUGUUGGUUCCUGCGUGAUAAUCAAAGGGACACCAAUCCACUCUUUUAUCAAUGACCCACAGCUGCAGGUGGAUUUCUACACUGACAUGGAUGAGGAUUCAGAUAUUGCCUUCCGUUUCCGAGUGCACUUUGGCAAUCAUGUGGUCAUGAACAGGCGUGAGUUUGGGAUAUGGAUGUUGGAGGAGACAACAGACUACGUGCCCUUUGAGGAUGGCAAACAAUUUGAGCUGUGCAUCUACGUACAUUACAAUGAGUAUGAGAUAAAGGUCAAUGGCAUACGCAUUUACGGCUUUGUCCAUCGAAUCCCGCCAUCAUUUGUGAAGAUGGUGCAAGUGUCGAGAGAUAUCUCCCUGACCUCAGUGUGUGUCUGCAAUUGAGGGAGAUGAUCACACUCCUCAUUGUUGAGGAAUCCCUCUUUCUACCUGACCAUGGGAUUCCCAGAACCUGCUAACAGAAUAAUCCCUGCUCACAUUUUCCCCUACACUUUGUCAUUAAAACAGCACGAAAACUCA